UGCAAACAGAAGAGGUAUCCAUUUUACCAUCACUCUCUUCUUCGCGUCUCGUGCGGUGCCCGACCAACUGUCUAUAUACGAUGGCUAACGCGCCCCCAGAAAUACAGAAAACAACUUCCAAUGGUAGCAGCAGUAAUCUAAAGCGCGCCUUUGACGAUGGGGAGAGCGGCAGCCAUCAUCAUCAGCACAAACGCCGCGAACGGGAUGUGAAGGGGUCCCGGGACUGGCGCGAUGUACAUCUCGGCAACGGUGGGGGUUCAGGCGGCAACGGUAGUGGCAGUGGCCGGAGCAGCCGCGUGGGUGAGAGGGAUAGAGAUAGAGAGCGGCACAGACGAGAGCGUGACAGGAGAUACCGCGAUCGCGACUACGACCGGCCGCGUGAGCGCUCGCGCAGCCCGCGUCCGCAGGCAUCUCCAACUGUGUGCUCCGAGAAGGAAGAGGGCGAAAUCUCACCCCGCCCGCGCUCGGUCUCGAUAGCGACUCCUCCGCCUGUGACGCCAGCACCCGAGCAGCCUACGAUGCAAGUUGAGCCGGAGCUCGAGCUCGAGCUCGCCCCAUCCCCACCGCCUGUGGAGCAGACAUUGGCUGAACGGCGUGCCCGACGUGCAGCAAUCCUUGCCCGUCAUACGAGCACUGCUGCCCCGCCGUCGGUUGCACCUAGUCAAGCUGUGUCCCGACAAAUUUCGCGCUCCCCUUCCCCAGAGCAAAACGAGACGCAGUUUACGCUUGCCAAAGCUGACGAAACGGCCGAACUCGCUGUUGCCCCUGAAGAUCAAGUCAAUGCGGCCGACUAUGAUCCGUCUCUAGACCGUCGCGAAGACGAGUUCCGACGCGUGAACGCUCCUGCAGUCGAAGUCAUCGAGGAGGAAAUGGAAUAUGAGGAAGACGAGGACGAGGACGAAGAUCUGGAUGACAUGUUCUCGCUGGACACCGACAAGCCCAAGAAAAAGAAAAAAGUCGGCAAGAAGAAGGUCAAAGUGGAGCAGCCUGCAAAUGGGCAGCAGCAGCAGGUCCUACACUCUGAUGCCGCUGCAGAUCCGGAAGGGUACUACACUGUCAUCUUAGGCGAAGUGCUCGUGGCUCCUGGUGAGAAGGGCGAACGCUACCAGGUGUAUGCAAGCGUCGGCCGGGGGAUGUUUGCUGUCGUCGUCCGAGCGAGGGUUUUGUCGGAGGGCGACGACGGGAAGGAAUCAAAGGAAGGCGGGCGGGAGGUUGCCAUCAAGAUCGUGCGCGCACAGGAAGUGAUGCAUCGUGCGGGGCUCAAGGAGAGCGCGAUCCUGACGAAGCUGCAGGCUGCGGAUCCGGAGGACAAGCGGCAUAUUGUAAGACUGGAGCGUACAUUUGAGCAUCGAGGGCAUCUCUGUCUCGUAUUUGAGAGCAUGAGCAUGAACCUACGCGAUGUUGUGAAACGAUUUGGCAAAGACGUAGGCCUGAAUAUCCGGGCAGUACGAGCUUACGCGCAUCAGCUGUUCAUUGCGCUCGGCCAUCUCCGCAAGCUCGGUGUGAUGCACGCCGAUAUCAAGCCGGAUAACAUCCUGGUGCGUGGCUCUCUUUUGGCAGGUACCCCAUCCUGACUGAUCGUUGCGCAGGUCAACGACGCCAAGACGAUGCUCAAGCUCUGCGACCUGGGUUCCGCAUCGGAUGCCGCUGAAAACGAUAUCACUCCUUACCUGGUGAGCCGAUUCUAUCGCGCUCCUGAAAUCAUCCUUGGUGUCCCCUAUGACCCUUCGCUGGAUGUGUGGUCUGUCGGAUGCACGUUAUAUGAACUGUAUACGGGGAAGAUCCUGUUUCCGGGGAGAAGCAACAACCAGAUGCUGCUGCAUAUGAUGGAGCUCAAGGGUCGCUUUAACGGCAAGAUGAUCAAAAAGGCCAAGUUCGGGGAUGUCUAUUUUGAUGAGAUGGGUGCUUUCGAGAGUGUGGAGAAGGAAAAGGGCAGCGGCAAUGUACGUGGCGGGGAAUGGCCUGCGGAAUGCUGGAUCGCUGACUUGCGGUAUCCAGGAUGUGGUGCGGAAAGUGCACAUCUCGAAACCGGCGAAAGACUUGCGACAGAAAUUGCUUGGGAACGCGCGGUUGAGCGAGGAGGACACGAAUGUGCUGUUGCAUUUCAUUGAUCUGCUGGACCGGUGUCUGGCGCUCGACCCGGCCCGCCGCAUCACGCCGCGGGAGGCACUUUCGCAUCCGUUCAUCCGCGGAUCAACCAAGUGAAGUUCAGGGUGGGUUGUGACAAGCGUGGAGUCGUGUAGAAUGGAACGGGCGUUUGUUCUUUCUUGUGUGUUGUAGGUAGUCAGUCAGUCGAUCCUCGGAUGCAGUUAUAUUAUACACACGAGCAGAAGGAUCCAAGUAUCUGAUUCUACCAUCGGUUAGUGUUGCGCAUCGAGGUUCUCAGUGCUGGCAGUUCUGACUGAUUGUAUGUUUUC
Molecule: messenger RNA, 2417 nt
Organism: Mycena citricolor
Lineage: Eukaryota; Fungi; Basidiomycota; Agaricomycetes; Agaricales; Mycenaceae
Source: the annotation of a GenBank genome assembly